UAUUGUACUUUACUAUCUGCAUGCACAUUUGGUAUUUAAUUUCAUUGAAAUGGUGCAUCAAUCCAACAUAAUUAGGGUUCAAGUUCACCGAGAAUAUAAACGUCAGUUUUCUUAAAACAACCAGUGUCUCAAGGAAGGCUGAGGCUGCUUUUUAUUAGAGUGGUCAAAGUAGUUCUCACAGAUUGUAUUUGUAAACGCUGUAAUUUAUUCAAAAUAGGGUGAAAAUAAGCAGUUUCUGAAGGUCAAGUUUACUAAAGACACCCCCCAAAAACGCGCGCAAUUCAUCACGUUUUAUGUGUUUUUGUUGGUAAGAAGAAAUAGUGGAACAAGCGGGGAGUAGUCUCAAGAAAUAAGGGGCUAGUUCCAACCUAACUAUUUUUGCUAACAUAUAACAUAGUAAUGAAUACUGAUGAGGCAGGCUUCUUGUAAAACUGUUGAACGGAGAUCAGAUUCUUCUUAGUGUCAUAAGGAGCUCUCGAUUUAUAUUCAAGCAUCUGCAUGGUAUAGUGGAAGAGGCUCCUACUGACCGACUUAUCAGUAGGCACAGUUUCUGCAUUAGGUCAUAGUUUGGAAAUACUGUAUUACGUAUUAGGUAAACAUUUAAAAGGAAGGUUGUUAGGUUAGGUAGGUUCGGUGAAGCAUAUUAGGAUGGUGCUUAGAGUCACGUCCUAAAUGUGACAAUGACGAUUCGAAAAAACGGAGUCGCAAUCCUUCGCAGAGAGAGCUUGAUAGAAGAAAGUAGGUAUCGAAGCAAACCCGUCUUAAUUUCCUCUCCGACAUUUAUUUGUCCUUUCCGUGUAGGUAGAAAUUCGUUCAUAAACGUGGUAAACAAGUCCACAUAGAUCACGGUCACCUGUUCGCAUGACCGGCACCACAUAAUGCGCUUCCGGCGGAAGUGCGACAAUCGGCCAUUUUGAUUUCUGCUCACAUUGUGCGCCCGCGCACACCGUGUCAUCGCUGUUACACAAUCGAUUGUCAUUGUAUCGAUCAUCGUGUUUGGGGUAAAUCGAUGGGAAGGAAAGUUUAGGAUAAACAUCUCGCUUGAUUUGUAACAACAAUGUUAGUUGCUAGGUGCGAGGUGACAAUUUAUGAAUGUAGUUAAUCUGACUCCGGUUAUUUAACGCAAUAUUUAUUUUGAUUAAAAAAAAAUAAUUACUUAAAGACAUAACUUAUUUCUGAAUCAGUGUAGCUACAUAUUUACUGAAACUAAAUAAUCGGUAUCUUAGUCCUAAGCUGACAGACAGCCGUCUCAUUUUAAGCACCUGUACAGUGUACAUUUUGGUAAGAAUAUUGCACAAAACCAAAAUAAAUUGCAUCUAUCUUUACCCUUUCCGCUACAAUUUGCUAGAACCAGAUCAAAAACACCCAACAAACAUAGAACACCUGAUUUUCGAGACUAAAGGUCGCGUCACACCAACAGCGUGCAAAGCUAUUGUAUUAGCACGUACAAUGUCAGCGCAUCAAUGAGAUAACAUCGCAAUUAGCUGCUUACAACUGUCUGCUUUAUCGCUGAUUGUCACGCGACUUUAAAAAUGAACAAGUAUCCAUAGUAAAACAAAGUGUCGUGUUGAUAAUGAAGAUAAAAAUAGAGUUGGAUAGUGUUGGUACUUUAGCGAUGUUUUUAAAAUCAAUUGAAUCUAUCUUGCCCAUCUCAAGCUGUCUGAGUAAUUAUUAGUAUGAUCACAGUACAAUAUGACUAGGCUAAUCUAAUACGUGAGAUUACACUAUAUGGCUGUCCAGGAUCCGUUAUCAUAGAUGUUAAUCUGGCAGAGAAAUAUAUGAUAAAUAUUUAUUAUCCUAUGUCUAAUAAUUUAAUAAGCUUUUUGUUACACUAAUGAUCACUUACGUUGCAUUGUGCUAAUUGACAAGUACAUAUAUUGUGCCAGAAUUCAAUACCACAAUUAAUGAUGAUACACGCCUUCUCUUCUUUCUGACUCUGCGAGUAGGAAGUCUGGAGGUAGCGGUCGAAUGAUAAAAUUAUCUUCUUUUGUCGUCGGUACAGCAUUAGUUAUGGGGUCAGGAGCAUCAGGCUUGGCAACCGAAACACCAGGAGGUGACCUGCGCCUGCCAGCCUCAGGGUUGCGGUUCUCGCACAACCAACUCCGUGUGCUGAACUCCUAUGUGGAUAAUCUUUGGGAAGAGGAUCAGACAGGAAGGAUAUCAACAGAGUUAGAGAGCGCGGUAGAAAGCCUGGUGCAAAGGAUUGUGGAUGGCGCUGGACAGAGAGACCCGAGGUUCAGAUGCAGUCAUCUCAUAGCACUACAUAGAGGGAAGAAGAUGCGGUCCCGUUCUCUGGAGUACUUGAUAACGCUGGACUCUCUUCCUCCCCUGAACUCCGGUGAUGACUGCCGCCUGCAAGAUGGGCCGGUAGGCUACGGGCGAAUACGACUCACUGGGAAGGAGGCCGACAAGUGGGAGGAGUUUCUUACUCCUUCGGGAUAUUUGUGCAGAGAUAAGAUAGUGGAGCGCUGGGUGGAGCUGAUCGCGCGCUGCACUGGGGCUCGCGGCGGCGGCGGCUCGCGCGUGCUCUCUGCUCGUGCUGCACCCAGAGCCAAGCCUUACCGACACUGCUAUCUGCAGAGAGGUGCCUCCCUCCUCUCAACUCCUGACCGUCGCCUCGCCAUCGUCGAAGGGGCAGCCUGGGUGAUGGUCCGCGUCGGAGCUGGUGAAGCUGAAGCCAAGCUGAUGUUAGGAGCCAGGGUCGAGGGGUGCAGUGCAGCCGCGUAUACGAGUAGAGUGCCUCUCACUCAUCCGCUGGCGUUGUUGCAUUAUACCAGUGCUCAGGGGGGUUACUACGCUGCAGCAGUAGGCCCACCAUCCACGCUGGUCUGUGGUGAUCGCUCAUCGACCUGGCAGUUAUGGAACCCCUCGUUAGAAGCAGAGUUAGACGCCCACUGUUCUGACCUGUCUACUGUCGCUAGGAUCGCAGGAGCCCUGAAUGUGCUGAUAGACAAGAUGAGAGAAGGAACUUAUCAGGGCACGCUACGAGUGCUAAGUCGCUACGCCGGCAGCAGCGCGCUACGGCGUAGGCUGGACCGCUGCGGUGCCUACGCGCAUUCAGCUGCGAGAUGCUGUGUGGCCGCUCAUGCUUCACAUCAUCUGUUGCUGGUGCUUGAUUCGUUAUACGCCCUAUGUGACCGUGGCGGUCCCGCCGGCUACGUGUUCCCAGUGGCUCGCGGGUCACUGGUGCGGCGAGGGGCGCGGGACGCCGACUGGGCGGGGGAUGCUGCCUGCAUCAAGGCCUGUUUAGUGCAGAUGCAUCAUGUUGCUGGUGAAGACAUACCACCAUCUCCAUCAGAAUGCCUAGAGACAGCCCUCCUCAGCCGCUGGGAGAACCUGAACAGGUCGGCUCGCGUGUCCGCAGGCUCCACUCCCACGUACUCGCGCCGACAGCUGCGCUACCUGUGGAGGCUCGCCAGCGAACUGUUGCACUGCAAGACUAUGGUGACGUGUGAAAACCACAGCACCUUCAGAGCAAACCUCAUCCAGGUGACAUCAUUAGACCAGGAGCCUAUUGAGGAUCUGAUACAUGUGUUGGCGAUCAUGUUGGACCAGGCUCGGGACCUGUACCUGAACAACUUCCACUCCAGGAAUGUGGGGGAGUUUGAUAGAGAGCUGUCAGCUUAUAGGUCAAAAAAAUGGAAUAAACUAAAGGACUACUACGACGCGUCAUCAGCUUGCUUGAUAGACGCCGUUCGACGAGACCCCGACCUUCGGCGCGAAGACUUGAAAGACCAGAUGGUAGUCAUGAAGAACAUCUUGAACUGGCUUUAUAAAGGCGCCAAAGACGACAAGAAGUAUUUAGGACCAGUAUUAAAGCCAUAUCUUGAGGGUCUUUUCACCAGCUCUUUGGAGAACUCCUGGUUUUUGGAAGAUUUUGAUGGGAAUAAGUGUUUGAAGGAGUAUGAUGGGUUAGCGGAAUACUGUCUUGGUGUCCAUGAUGGGUCUUUGGAGCCGUGCAUGGGGUUGCUUGAUGCGGCUAAGAAGUUUGCAUGGGCUAAAGCCAUGGUGGAUUUUGUGGACCGAUUUCGGCAUAUUGAUUUCCGCCUAGUGUUCCCAACUGGAGAAGGCAUGGCAAUCUCCUACCCUGUAAAGCUACCAUCACGUCGUGAGCACAGUUCUGCCCGUACCCUCACGCUGAGUCGCCGUGAUAAGGCAGAAGCGAAGCUCAGGCUUGCGAAGAGAUGUGUGCUGGGAGCUUUCACUACGGGCCUGGUGGGGGAUAGGAGGCAUAAACAAAAACCAAUAUCCCGUCAUGAAAGUAGUGACGAGAUCCUCGCGAACGUAAAAACUGGUAACUACUGGAGGACCACAAAACCAGACAUCAUACCUUCCUCCUCCAUCCAGGACAUCUCCAGAGACACUUUGGACAGCCUGCCCAGGGUUAGGAGACGGUCUCGUAGACACAGACCAGCUACUUCCUACGGGUUUCCAGAAAUUUCCAUCUCAGACCAUGCGGAUACAAAGACCAUGAGACGAAAGUAUCAUACAUUGAAGAGCUUGGUGUAUACAGAACCAGUGGAGAGUAUAAGGGAGAUGAGGGAAAGACCGAGGUCUGCUGGGUCUACUGUCAAGAAUAAGGAGGCUUUGAGUAGACCGAGUAUACUGGAGACGUUGGACUUUAUUAAUAGCGUGAAGAGUGCUCUGUGUGUGGAAGAAUCAGGAGCAUCCGACGCAGAAGACUCAGCGUGGUCUUUAGAAGACGAGUGGCUGGUGGGACAGUGUGCCCCGCUGAACCUGAUCGCGGGCCGCUGCGGACACGCGCUGCAGCUGGCGCUCGGAGACCUGCCGCUAGCGCUGCUGCAUCGGGGGAGGUUUACUAUACUACAAGAGCUGUGUUCAUUUCUGGGGGAUGCGGGAGAGGGGGCACUGUUUGCACUGCACCGACUGGCCAGGGCUGCUAGAUCCAGGAGUAGUGAGAGAGCUACUAGUGCAUGGCGUCUCCCAGAAGCUGAGGGAGCAACCACAGAGGCUCCGCAGAAGUACAGACCACGACACCCUGACUAUGUGUCCGGUGAUGAAGCGCCGCCACCACCCCCGCCUUUGCCCAGGAAUUCUAGUAUUGGGAGACAGGUAUCCCGCUACUCAGACUAUCUCCCGCCAAGCCGGCUUCAACUAGAGCCCACCAUCACUCAACUGACCCCAUCAAACCCACCAACCCCCCCUUAUACAGGCAUCAUCAAUCCCAUAUACGACAUUAAAAUGCCCCGCGAUAAAUUCGUGGUCAAACGAUCCAAGUCCCUAGGCCGAAGUUUCAGUUCUAAAAACCUAGGUAUAGAAAUAAACAAGUAUAAUAUAACUUUAGGUCAUAAAAGUGGUAAGAAGACCAAUGAUGUGGUAACUGCAAUUACUGGUAUGACGGGUGAAACUGGUUUGGAGACGAAAGGACACUUCUUCCAAAGGUAUAGUACUGCUGAAGUGGUUGGAGAUUCUUAUAGGCUUAGUAGGGUUACUAUUGAUUGAUUUUGUAUGGAAUGCAGUUCCAAUAUUUUAUCUAUGUGUUGAUGUGUAUACUGGAGAUAAAAUUGUGUCUGUCUUUGGGGCUAAUGUUAAAAUGUCUUCUAACUCUGUCAGCUGAUAGUUAGAAUUUUAGAAAUGGCCGCAAAAUGACCAAAAAUCCGAAGGGACUACGGGUAUAAAAAUAAAUUAUUACUUAACGUCAAAAGCAGAAUAGGAAAAAAGAUUGUAUUGAGAAAAGUUAAGAUCAUUGUUGUGAUAAAUAUGAGUAGUAACGAUGUGUGUAAAGUAUGUUACCUAUUUUCAAAUACAUAUAAGAUUAUUAUAACAAAGAAGGAAUUGAUUAUUUAAUAAAUAAGUAGACUAAACGACAGAGUUUAUUGUUGGACAUUGUAUUUGUUGAAAUAUUGUUAUUAUGGUUAAAGCUACGACAUUUUAUUAAAGUAUCAUUUUCAAGAAAAAUUUUAUGGGAAAGAAUAAUUUAAUGGCCGUGAAAUAACACAAAAUAAGAAGCACCAUUGACUUGAUUGAAUGAAAACAUUAACAAGGCACAAUUAUCCUUGUUUUAAUGAAAUGUAAUGUAGCGAGAAAUUGAAUUGUUCCAUAGCAAAGCAAUAUUUAUCAUAUUUAAUAAAGCAGUUUUAUUUUUG
Helicoverpa zea (corn earworm) is the source of this 6107-nucleotide messenger RNA. RefSeq lists its product as uncharacterized. NCBI's taxonomy places the organism in Eukaryota, Metazoa, Arthropoda, Insecta, Lepidoptera, Noctuidae. The transcript is spliced from 17 exons. Bases 1969 to 5463 code for a protein of 1164 amino acids. The record is from RefSeq and is a predicted model, not a curated record.